Polyodon spathula (Mississippi paddlefish) is the source of this 1228-nucleotide messenger RNA. Its product is annotated as P2Y purinoceptor 12-like. The record is from RefSeq and is a predicted model, not a curated record. Gene Ontology annotation, cellular component: membrane. The transcript has a single exon. Gene Ontology annotation, molecular function: G protein-coupled purinergic nucleotide receptor activity. Lineage: Eukaryota; Metazoa; Chordata; Actinopteri; Acipenseriformes; Polyodontidae. Bases 1 to 1089 code for a protein of 362 amino acids. Gene Ontology annotation, biological process: G protein-coupled receptor signaling pathway; negative regulation of adenylate cyclase activity.
AUGACUGAUUUCAACCUCUUUGAUGUUCCACAGCGGGCUGAGCUAAUGGAUCUCACAGAAAGCCCAGACAGCUUAUCCAACUAUACAAACCUUACUGAAGUGGACAGCAGGUGUAUAAGAGACAAUGCUGUACACAGGGUGGCAUUCCCUGUGCUCUACACAAUUCUCUUCAUUGUGGGGAUUUCACUAAACAGCCUGGCUGCCUGGGUGUUCUUUCAAAUCCCCAGCAAGUCCAAUUUCAUCAUUUAUCUGAAGAACAUUGUGGUAGCCGACCUUCUCAUGACCCUGACGUUUCCCUUUAAGAUCCUUCGUGAUUCCAAGCUAUGUCCUGAAUACCUUAAAAUAAUCGUCUGCCAGGUGACCUCUGUGGUCUUUUACUUCACCAUGUACAUUAGCAUCAUACUCUUCGGGUUAAUAAGCAUCGACCGCUAUCAGAAAAUAGUGAGUCCGUUUAAAAAUGCCAAAACAUUGAGCUUACAGUGUGUAAAAGUUCUGUCAGCAGCCAUCUGGGCCUUUAUGUUUUUCCUUUCCCUACCAAAUAUGUUUCUGAUAAAACAGGAGCACGUUUCUGAACAUUUCAAAUGUGCUUCCUUGAAAACAGAGUUUGGGUUAAAGUGGCACGAAGUCGUCAACUAUACUUGUCAGAUUAUUUUCUGGGCUAAUCUAGCUGUAGUUACUUUUUGCUACGUUUUAAUCACUAAAGAACUGUAUAACUCAUAUACCAGAACCAAAAGCACUAACAGAAAGGGUAGGAAAACUGUCAAAAUGAAUGUAUUUCUAGUUUUAGCAGUCUUUAGUAUUUGCUUUUUGCCAUACCAUUUUUCACGCGUCCCCUACACCAUGAGCCAGACAAGAGACAUGUUUCGGUGCUCACUCAAGAUCAUCCUGUUUCAAGUGAAGGAAAGCACGCUGUGGCUUUCCUCUCUCAACUCAUGCCUUGAUCCCCUGAUCUACUUUUUUCUCUGCGAUUCAUUCAGAAAGUCACUUUUUAAAACACUGAAUCUAACUUUCUUCAGAUGCUUUUCAACCAGAAAGAAAGUACAGGAACGCCCCACUGAAGGUACUCCUCUUAAAGCUACUUCUAUCUAGGAGAACGCGACCAGUCGAUACACCCAAUUCUGUGUACAGAACUGACAAUUCAAUGCUCUGGCUUCAAUACCAGGAAUGUGACUGUUUGUUGUUUUAAUAGUAUUUAUUUUAAAUACAUUUUUAAAAAGGCACAAAAUGA